AUGGCUUCUCAUGUCUUCAUGUUUCAUCGGACUGUCAGUUCGAUGCUGUUUCUUGUAAUCACGACGUUGGUAAUCACAACCUCCUCCGGAAGGAGAGAGCUUUCAGAACUACAAGAAGUUGAGAUUCAAAAACACUUGAAACGAAUCAAUAAGCCUGCUGUCAAAUCCAUCAAGAGUUUAGAUGGAGAUAUAUUUGAUUGUGUUAACAUCACCAACCAACUCGCGUUUGAUCAUCCUUUACUAAAGAACCACACUAUUAAGAUGAGGCCGAGUUUUAUCCCAAAAGAUCUUUUUAGAAACAAUAAAAAACAAUCGGGGCUCAUAAGUACUCAGUUAUGGCAAAGGAGUGGAAAAUGCCCAAAAAACACUGUACCAAUAAGAAGAACAACAAGGAAAGAUCUCUUACGAUGGGGUUCCAUCGAAAGUUACGGGAAAAAGGAUCCAAAUGGCAUUCGUAACUACGGAUCUCACCCAGCUGCAAAUAAUGAACUCCCUAAACAUGAGUAUGCUGUAAUUCGAGGGAGAGUAGGAGGAAUAUAUAACGGAAUAGAAGCCGCAAUCAACGUGUGGAAACCAUAUGUUCAAGAAUGGAAUGAGUUUAGUUUGGCUCAGAUGUGGAUUUUGGGCGGCAUUGAUGCUCCGGAUUUUAAUUCCCUCGAAGCUGGUUGGCAGGUGUAUCCAAGAUUGUACGGUGACGAUAACCCCCGUCUCUUUAUUUUAUGGACAGCUGAUCGUUACAAAACAGGCUGCUACAACCACAUGUGUUCCGGCUUUGUCCAAACCAACCAAGCGAUUGGUAUCGGUGGUGCCUUUGACCAAGUUUCAACUUACGACGGCAAUCAAUUUAAAGUCACACUACUUAUAAUGAAGGAUCCCCAGAGUGGAGAUUGGUGGCUCGUAGUGAAUGACGUGAGUGUCGGGUAUUGGCCAAAAUCAAUCUUGUCGCAUCUAAAGGGCUCUGCGUCAGGCGUCGAAUGGGGAGGCGAGAUCUUGAACUUUAAAGUAGGCGGCCGACACACGAACACCGACAUGGGAAGCGGCCACUUUGCGGAGGAAGGGUUCAAGAAGUCUUGCAGCAUGCACCACAUUUCCAUAGUUGACGAGCAUCACGUCAAGAGGGAAACCGAGAUCGAUCAGACCAUUGUGGAUAAUGCAAAAUGUUACAAUUUAGCUCAUGGGAAUAAUGAUCCUAACUGGAGAACUUACAUCUACUUCGGCGGACCUGGUCAAAACCCUGGCUGUCCGUGA
Molecule: messenger RNA, 1248 nt
Organism: Tarenaya hassleriana
Lineage: Eukaryota; Viridiplantae; Streptophyta; Magnoliopsida; Brassicales; Cleomaceae
Exons: 7
Coding region: 1-1248 (415 amino acids)
Source: RefSeq, a predicted model, not a curated record